AUGUUUCCAACUCCGCUGGCUACGAAACCGCUGGUGGUGGAUCGAAACGGACAGUUCAGAGAAAAAGACACGGGGAGAGUGUUCAGGAUGCAUGGAGUCAACUUUGCCUCUAAUACGAAGAUGCCGGAGGAACCAUGUCAGAAUAGUAACAUGGACCCGGAGCACUGCGGUUUCUACGAGCGUGCUGACACGGUAACGUUCGUCGGGAAACCGUUCCCCUUAAACGAAGGGUACCAGCACUUGUCCAGAAUCAAGCAGUGUGGUUUCAACACGAUAAGGUUUGUGACGACCUGGGAGGCCAUAGAGCAUGAGGGUCCUGGAAUAUACGACUUAGAGUACGCUGACUACUUGGUGGGCUUUCUAAAGCUCAUCGAUGAAGUCGGUGGGUUGUAUGUAUUCAUUGAUCCUCACCAGGACGUGUGGUCGAGGUUUAGUGGCGGCAGUGGGGCUCCCAUUUGGACGCUCUAUGCGGCAGGAUUAGAACCCCGUAACUUUGAAAAGACAGUUGCCGCCAAGCUUCACAAUUUGGCCAUAGAUCCGCAAAACUUUACCAAGAUGGUCUGGGCGACUAACUACAACAGACUAGCCUCGGAGGUAAUGUUUACUCUGUUCUUCACGGGUUCUGUGUUUACCCCGAAAGCAAAACUGGAUGAGGAGAACAUUCAGUCAUAUCUCCAGAGGCAUUUCAUAGAAGCAUUCGCAUUUCUUGUUAGCCGGAUCAAGUCUGAGAUCCCACAUGUAUUUGAUACGUGCUUUCUUGGUAUCGAAAGUAUGAAUGAGCCGAACAGCGGUUUCUACGGGUAUGCUGAUUUGCACCAGUGUCCUCCACACCAAGAACUUAAGUUAGACGAAACGCCUACCCCAAUUCAGUCAUUGAGGUUGGGUAUGGGCUUCCCGGAAGAGGUCGAUAUGUAUUCCGUGAGCAUCUUUGGGCCUUCGAAAAUAGGUAGGAGGUGGUGUGAUCCUGAAGGUACUAAAGCGUGGGUGACUGAAAAUGAUAAUAAGGACAAGCAUUAUGGCUUCAAAAGAUCCCCAGACUGGAAAUUAGGAGAGUGCAUAUUUGCACAGCAUGGGGUGUGGGACACAAUAACUGGAGAGUUGAUCAUGCCAGACUAUUUCAAGGUCCAUCCAGAAACCGGGGAGUAUUUGGAUGAGUCAACGUUUAUCAACGGCCCCUUUUUGGAUUUCUGGUUGAAGUUCAAGCAAAGAAUGAGGGAAAUUGAUGAAGAAAUGUUUAUAAUCAUGCAACCACCUGUUUUACAAAUUCCACCUGUAAUAAAACACAAUUCGGAAUAUCUUGAUGACAAAACGGUCGUCGCAUUGCACUACUACGACGGUAUGUCUUUGUUGUUCCAGAAAUGGAACAGAAUGUUGAAUGUGGAUACGCUUGGGAUCAUGAGAGGAAGGUAUUUGAAUCCUGUGUUUGGGUUAGUUCUAGGAGAGUCCAAUAUACGUAAAAGUAUACAAAAGCAGUUGAAAUCCAUGGCAACAGAAAGUCACCAGAAUGUGGGCUAUAAUGUGCCCGUGAUAUUUACCGAGACCGGGAUGCCUUUCAAUAUGGAUAACAAAAAAUCGUAUGAGGAUGGGAACUAUACCUCCCAAGAGGCUGCCAACGAUGCAAUCCUUUCGGCACUUGAAAGAGAACAGUUGGACUUCACGUAUUGGUGUUACAACCCUGACAACUGCCAUGAUUGGGGGGAUUUGUGGAAUCUAGAGGAUUUCUCAAUAUGGUCCAAGGAUGAUUUACCUGGUCUGCAACUGCAAGAUGGUGAUACCGAAUCAACAUAUUCUCACUCGAAUUCAUCAAUCAAUAAAGAACUUGUAAGAGAAAUCACACAUAGCUAUACAGAUUCUAACGGAAAAAGCAGUGGAAAUGAUUGGUCGAGUCAGCUGAAUAUUGAUUUGUCAGGAGGUGUACGUGCUAUCAAUGCCAUCAUACGUCCAAUUCCAUUACUGGUGAAUGGAGAUGUCAACAUGUGCGAGUUUGAUAUGACGUCGAAGUCGUUCCAUUUGGAAAUAUCCAAUGCCAGGUUUCAAAGCGGGGAGCCUUCUCCUAGCAUCAUUGUGAUACCUGAACAGCACUAUUCGAACAACAAUUUCCGUAUACGGGUGUCUUCUGGAGAUUUUGAGUUGAGACAAAAUCCUAUAAUGCAAUGGGUUGAAUGGAACCAUAGCGAAUCUUCUGACAAGGUUGUCGUUAUGGAUGUUACGGCAAUCGAUGAGUAUGCUGAUGAUGUGAUUUUCAAAAAAAAUGAUUGCGGUUCUUUAAAAGCCUUUGCCUGUGGAUAUUUAUCAACGGAAUAA
Pichia membranifaciens NRRL Y-2026 is the source of this 2304-nucleotide messenger RNA. RefSeq lists its product as hypothetical. The record is from RefSeq and is a predicted model, not a curated record. The transcript has 2 exons. The coding region runs from base 1 to 2304 and encodes 767 amino acids. Gene Ontology annotation, biological process: ergosteryl 3-beta-D-glucoside catabolic process. Gene Ontology annotation, molecular function: steryl-beta-glucosidase activity. Lineage: Eukaryota; Fungi; Ascomycota; Pichiomycetes; Pichiales; Pichiaceae.